This is a messenger RNA of Daldinia decipiens, 3940 nucleotides long. RefSeq lists its product as uncharacterized. The transcript is spliced from 2 exons. Lineage: Eukaryota; Fungi; Ascomycota; Sordariomycetes; Xylariales; Hypoxylaceae. The record is from RefSeq and is a predicted model, not a curated record. The coding region runs from base 168 to 3593 and encodes 1141 amino acids.
CCGUGCCCGUUCUGGAUCCGAGCUUGUCUAUUCCCUUUUAUGUGAGAUUGGCGUGGUUCGUUAAUUGCUAAUGCUAACACUCUGUUGAAGCUACUGGCAUGGAAUUGUCAAUGCUUGCCUAAUACUAGUACCGCGCUGGCCUUUCGGCUUUGCCCUCACCCAACAUCAUGGGGAAUUCGAUCUCCGCCGAAGCUCCGUGGAAGGGUCACCGAGCAUCUCAGAAAUUAUCGAAACCUAAGACAAGUAAUCCUACCGCAGCUGGCCUGUUGAAUAACAAUGGCGCCUCAAAUCCGCCGCGCCAUUCCCCGGCAGCGAGACGUGCCUCGCUCCCCCACGCUCCUAUAUCUGCAACCCCGCCGAUGCUCCCCGAAAAGGAUCCUAUCGUAUCUGUAAGCGUGUCAAGUGGCGAGAAAGGGCUAGAUUUAGGACAUCGUAUUUCGAGAAGACUAUUCCGUUCCAACACCUCCAAAGACGUGCCCAGACAUCACCGGAGAAGUAACAGUGUCGAGGUACCGGACCUUCCGCAAGAUCGUUGGUCAAACAGGAUAGGUUCUUUAGGGAAUGGAUUCGAUGAAGGCUAUAACUAUGGCCAAGCUCCUGUCCAAGUGAGCUUGUCUAAGAACACGUCACGAACUUCGUUUAAUUAUGACCUUUUCUCUUACGAGGCCCAACGCUUGUCAAAUAUCGUUAGCGAAACGCCUCGCGAAGACCAUUUGGCUAGUUUGGAGAAUCGAAUACACGUUUCCGAAGCGAUGCGGGGCGACUUCAGGGGACGACGACCGUCAAUUCAUGAUACGCCUCCGUCAAGAACUCCAAGUAAUUCUGACCUGUCUUUAUAUACUCCUAUGCGACGGAGGUCUUUUAUGACUCCUGGCGUUGCUACUCGUGAAGUGCGAAUGGACUCGGACCUUCCAAAGCCGAAAACAAGAUACAGCGUCCCCUCUACCCCAGCGCGUCGAGAGUCCAUGGAGUCAACGGGUAUUGGUACAAUUAGUUUGCCUCAUCAAUUAACCAAUCUAGAGCCUGUACCCCGUGCACUUACCCCUUGUGAGGCGGAAUAUACACAGACAGGCGCCUUUAAGCAUGGCACUCUCCGAAUUACAAAUGGCAGUCCAGCAAGGAGCCCGGCAAGGAGUUCUAUUCGAGAUCUUGACGGUGAUACCAAAUACGGAGAUACCGGGAUAUUAGCAGUUACUAAUACAGCAGAAGAUUAUUUUGGAACGGUACAAGCAGCUCCAACCAACCACAUUGAGACCCAAAGCUCCGAGAUUUCAGUCCCAAAAGUUGAAAUUCAAAUCAACUCCAAUGCUGAAGGAGUAACCUCUGCACGCCCUAUAUUGUCUCAGAGGCUCUCCGAGCUUCCAGGCGAGUAUCAGAUAAGCCCACCAACGCUUAAGGGUGGGGAGUUGAUUAUCCCGGAUAUAUACGUAACUAGCAAGAAUACAGCUAUAGAGGAUAGACUAUUCGAGGACGACGAUCAGGGCGAGUAUUCGUCAGUCGAGGUUCUAGAUGUACGAGUUGACACAAACGCGAAGUCUAUGCCACCUCGCGCGAAGCCAGCGGCGGAAGGGAGGAGCUCCAAGGAGAUCAGUAGGUCAGAUAGUGGCAUUGCGAGCCCUGCUUCGGAGUACUCGGCCGCGCCUUUAUCCAAGGCAGACUCAGGCUACAGCUCAAGUGUUUCACUACGGUCGUUUUCUUCAAGGCCACAGGCUCCCGAAAAAGACCGUACUAUUGAGGUUAUGAGCGAUACUAGUGUGAAACAAAGCAGACGUGCUGGAGAAUUAGAGGCUACGAGCCCUAUUGUCGCGACAGCUAGCGUUGACGUUUUUGAGUCUUCUAAGGAACCACCCCCUCCGCCGGUACCUAUGAAAGACCCUCAUCUUGUUGCUCCUACUAGUCCCAAGACGCCGGGCGAACAAUCGCCACGAUUUCAGCAAGCCCCUAGAUCAGAAGGCAUUUCGCAGCCUACUCAGGCUCCGGAGAGAACCUUGCCACCACGCAAUACGUGGAAUCAUCCCAGCCGCAGCAUUGAAACUUACCGGUCGUCUCUACGUAGUCCACCUACAUCUAGUCCUAGUCGAAGCACCACCACUGGUUUCCGCAAGCCCGGAAAGCUGCAGAGAUUUUUAAGUGGAAGUCGGGCACCGCUCGCUGCCCAUAAUACGCAUCCUGUUGGGUAUGCACGUGUUCCUGCUGUCUCUAGGGAUAUGCAUGCAAAGCUUCAGAUACACGCUAGGUCAAGACCGAUUUCGUUCAGGAAAUUGGCUCUAAGGUCUGCAGCUAGCAAGGAGACGCUGGGAACAAUCCUAAGUGUUGGAAGUGCAGAGCUACUCCAGGAUGAAGAUCUCUCUCCGAAGACCUUAGGCGGUCAAAUAAUAGCUCCAGGUCGGAAUCAAGGGACACCACUUUCUCUCGAAUCGAAGGCGACGAACAAUUCAUCCGCCUUAUUACAGAAGUCGGUCCGCCGUAAACCUGUACCUGCUCGAAGUUAUGAUACAUCCCCUAAGCCGCCUACAAUCAUCAAAACAUCUCCGGAAAAUAAACUCGUUCAAGUUGCAUCACCUAGAACAACCAAUAGGGACCCUAACAAUUCUACUAAUAUUUCUGCAUCAAACGACAGGACGUCUACAUACAUUCCGCGACAGCCUAGCUCAAGUACGUUGGUGGGUCAUAUGGAAGAGGGAUCGAGGAUGAUAAAUGCUAGACGUAGUUAUGAAUUCGCCCAAGGCAAAUCGCACUCUGCAACAUCCCUUGAAGUUCCACCACCUGUACCAAGUUCGAGAUUUUCUAAAAGCCCCCCGCCCGUUAGUAUGAGGACUCGGAAUAUGGGUACUUUACGAAUUCCACCUGUGAGGUCAAAGUCAACUCCUCCAGAAAACAUGGGUCGGCCAGGACGAACUCCCUACUCUCGUAAGGGGAGCCGAGAAGGUAAUUUGACGACCCCCGACGUGAGCGGCACUUUUGCGGCAAAUCAGACUACAGUGCCCAGAAGAUCGAGUCGGGAGAAUUUUCAAAAUUACCCUCCCAGCCAAGCUCGUCAUUACAUCGAUAAGUCUUCUUCUCUGCCUGCACUAAACGGUGUUCAGCCCAUAAACGUCAGACCGGAAGUGGCGAAUCAGGCGCCCAGCUGGGAUGUCCAGAUAGACCAUGGUCCUUCCCUUUCUCGACGAUCAUCCGAUUAUAGCCGCCGAAGCUCUCUUGCUAGUCAGUCGAGCCAACGAAGUGCUGCAACUGCCGGGCCAGUCUUCUUCCGGCAGCCACACCAUUCGCAACCCAAUCUACCAUUGCGUCGUCAGCCCAGUUAUGACGAGUAUAAUAUCGUGCCGCAAGACAGCUGUGCUCGGGAUAACGGCCCCUACCCAUCACUAUCUCGUAACGGACAGAUAUACGUCUCAGAUCCUUGGAGUGGCCGGUCGAUGUCACUACCGCAACAAUUGGACCAACAAUGGCAUCAGCCUAUACAGCAUCCUACACCCCCCCCUCGACAUCAUACUAGGCACCAGAGCAUAGAUCAGCAAGGUAACCCCAUGCCUUAUCGGGUUCUCCAUUCCUAUCACUCUCCUGCUUAUCGUAACUCGCCAAUCUGGCGAUAAACUACACGUCCUGCUGCCUUUCCUAAGAAGUGAAUUGCAAAAGCUUCCUUGUGCUCUUUGCAUUCUUACUUGAGACGUACCUCAACAUUUCCAAUUAUUUCCUUGAUAUCCCGCAUAUUCCCGGCGUUUUAAUUUGAGGUGAUCCAAUGGCUACGAUGUGGCCCCUUUCCCCCAACUGCAUUCAUCAUUGCAAAUCAAUUUCCUUUAUCAGGUGAAAGAGUGUGUUUCUGUGGUUGGUCUGUGGUAGAUUACAAGAUCAAGGUGGAUUUCUGAUUCUGGAUGAUAACGGCAACAAUUUACGACGCUAGGCAACGGUCAUAACGCAGGCUGGGAGGAACAGUUUGUUU